GUCUGAUUGCGCCUCACUGUUGCUAAACAGGAUGAUUGACGUUCGAGCAUGGGCAGAGUAUGUGGUGGAGUGGGCUGCCAAAGACCCCUACGGUUUCCUCACCACUGUCAUCCUGGCUCUCACACCUCUCUUCAUUGCCAGUGCACUGCUGUCCUGGAAACUGGCCAAGAUGAUCGAGGCACGUGACAAGGAACAGAAGAAAAAGCAGAAACGUCAGGACAACAUAGCCAAGGCCAAGAGGACCAAGAAAGAUUGAGCCUGUGGGUAGGAUGAGGGCAUAUAAAAGGAGGAGCAUCCACCACACAUGCAGCCCUCCUUAUUCCAAAUAACUUAACAACGUGGAGCCCUUUGUGUCCCAGCCCUACUGUCAGCACAGGGCCCCUACGCCUCAAAUCUGGGGUGGGAGACUGGCCCCACAGGCUAACAGUGCUGAGACGGACAGUACUGCCCGAAGGAGGCUCGUCCCAGAGGGACUCUGGUCAGCAAGAGCACAGUGGUCAUCUGUAUCAUGUAGUUUUACAGAAAUCCGCUGAUAAUAAUGUGCAGCUGUUGCAACUCUUUGCAUUCCAUUGUUAGCAUCCAUGUUCUUUAGAAUUGAAGAUGUAAUAAUGAGCUUACUGGAACUUUUUCCAAAAUAUCCAAAAUACUACUUUCUAAUCAAUAAAGUUUUCAUGUCGAAUAAUAUGAUCUAA
Gymnodraco acuticeps is the source of this 692-nucleotide messenger RNA. RefSeq names its product small integral membrane protein 15 (gene smim15). Lineage: Eukaryota; Metazoa; Chordata; Actinopteri; Perciformes; Bathydraconidae. The transcript has a single exon. The record is from RefSeq and is a predicted model, not a curated record. The coding region runs from base 32 to 256 and encodes 74 amino acids.